AUGAACAUUGCACCUUCCUGGCCGUUCAACGCGGCAGUGUCUCGGAUCGCACCAUGCUACCUGACCCCAGGGUAUGCGCUCUUGUACGACCACUUUUCGACAUAUCUACCACACAGCGGUACCAAGACUGCUCUUGUCUCGGAUGCCACCAAGAACGAGGAAAGGAAGGGAGGCCAGGUUAACAAAUUCAGGGUGCAGGGAGGGCGUGUACUUGCGAGAUUCUCUGUAAUCCACGGACGUUGGCAAACGCGGAGACAGGACGGCCAUUCUGGCGCGUCAACAGGAACAGCUGAUCAAACAACCACAAUUGAGGUCUCAUUUCCAACUCGCUUUUCAAGCGGUUCUCCGGCCCAGGGUGACUCUAAUGGUCCAAGUUCAAGUACUACUCAGGACUCGGCGUCGGCGUCCUCUUUGCCACCAGAUGAUCCGUCGACGGCGACGUCAGCACCCACCGACGUCGAGAGCUCAAUGCAGGCCCUCGAUUCGCGUUUACCCACCGAAACCCCAUUCAGCACGACGUCAUGGACCGCAGCCCCCUCCUCCGAGAUUAGCUCCUCGAUAUGGAGCUCAGAGUUUCUGAUCACGUCUUCAACGACAUCGCAUACCUCCAUAUCGGUAUCAGAGACUGGGGAUGUGGCUUCGACUACAUUCUCGUUGUCGCGCUCGUCUUCGUUUGUAGCCCCGUUAACACCGAGUAUAAUCGAGACGAGCUCGGGUUCAGGUGGAGCGGACUUGUCUUCCUCCUCCUCGAGGUCAAUAUCCCGGUCGAGUCUCGUCACUCGCUCUGAGACAGAUUCCUCUGAGCCCUCGGUCGCGUCCUCGACGGAGUCAAGUACAGAGUUGACAACACCUGAACCCUCUGCCUCAAGUUCUCCUGGAACUUCAUCGAGUUCGAGCGAGGAUUCGACCUCGACCUCAUCGUCCGAUGUGGACAGGAGCUCGACGAGCUCAUUGAGCUUAACGACGCCGACACCCCCAUCAUCUUCGAGCUCAAGAAUGUCAGACACCGCCGCCACUUGGUCUCCGACGGAAACUGUAUCUUCGACUCCAAUCACUGUGUCUUCCUCCUCUAGAAUAUCUAUAACACCCACUCCUUCAACGAACUCUAGAACAAUCUCUACAAUUAAUUCAUCCUCUUCAAGACAUCAUCUGUCAUCUCGCUCCACUCGCACCACUUUGGGGCAGUACACGUCUCCAGAAAUGUCGCAUUAUUCUUCGGUCUGGCAUCCUCAUUCGGGUUCAUCAUCUCUUUACUUGUCCUCCACCACGUCGUUCGCCACUCCGACUUUUCCAUCUCCGACCAUCUGGACAGAUGCACCCCCAGAUAGCAGUUCAAGUGCCUCUUCCACCACCUCCAUCGAGACCGGCGUUCUUAGCACCAACACGCCGAAUGAAGCAGGAUUCGCACGGAACACAGGUGCCAUCGUCGGUGUCUCAUUGUCAGCGACGUUCGUGUUCAUCCUCGUUGUCUUCCUCGCGUUCUUCGCGUGCAAGCGGUACAGGGCUCGACGCGUCACCACCGGUUCCACAGACAAUAUCCUCGCUGUGACCCAGAGCCCGUUCUGGCGACCGCCCCUCGAUGGCGAUGACGACGACUCGUCCCUCGAGACGUACAGCCGUGCUCAAUCACCACACCAUCGCAAGACGUCCGACAGCCAGGGGCACGACUCGGGUGGCGGCUCCGUUGGUGAUCACCUGUCAGGAGAAGGAGGGUUUGGUUCCGCUGAGAGUGCAAAUAUUGGGAUGGCGCCGGCGAUGGCUACGACGUUUGGAGGGUCCGCGUACAUGCCAGGGUUCGGUGCAGAGCUGCCUAGGCCGCCCAAUCCUGCCGCCAACCCGCAGUCCCUGCCAGACCAAGCGGCCCAGCAAGUCUGGUGGGGCAGCAACGAGCCGCAAGCGUUUUACCCUUCAUCUAGGACGUCUACGAUUAAUCGACACAUUUCAAUAGGAGGUAGUCGGAGCGCCACCUCUCUUACUCUCGUUCCAGGCGGCUCUUCGGCCGGAGAGCAUUCGUCCUCAGGAGAGGGCCUCCUGAGGGGCAACACAAAACGCAACUCGGUAUCCGGUCCCCGACCGAUGCCAGGACAGGAAGGACGUCGGCACCGAUCCACCCCUCCGAGUGCCUUCCUGGGCACACGGGAUGUGCAUGUUGAUCUGGAACGCCAGCAGCAGCAGCCGCAAGCAGAUCAAUCGGACAAGCUAAGCGUGAAGAGUAUCCUCUCUCGCCUGCGAGGUGGGCGGAAGUCAUCCCUGCAGAGUAUUGUCACUGUCAAGGCUAGCACGCGACAAUCAGACGAGCCAGUCAUGGCAAUGACAAUGGCUGCUGCUCCGGCCUCGAACGUCUAUUCACCUUCCCUUCUUAAUCCGCCCAUCACUCUUCCGACAACGACAACGCCGAUGCGCCCAUUGCUGAGUUUCCCGAGAGGCGUUACUGGCAACAGCUACUCGCCACCUGGAACAUAUAGCCCGCCACCUGGUCCUGUUCUAUGGCCGCCAGUGACGCUGCCGCCAGCGCCGUCUCCGGUUCCUACGGAUGAUUCGAGCAUGAUCGAGGGCUUGCUACAUCCUCGCCUCUCCAUGGCUGUGAACCUUACUCAACAACCUAGCUUGACCAGCCUCCGAGAUCAUGAAGACUAUUCGCGGCCAAUAAGUGGGGUUAUCAACAAUCAUCUCAGGAGCACGUCAACGUUUGAUUCGCAGGAGACGAGGGAGAUGUAG
Cyclocybe aegerita is the source of this 2718-nucleotide messenger RNA. The record is from the annotation of a GenBank genome assembly. NCBI's taxonomy places the organism in Eukaryota, Fungi, Basidiomycota, Agaricomycetes, Agaricales, Hemipholiotaceae.